Ananas comosus (pineapple) is the source of this 632-nucleotide messenger RNA. RefSeq names its product EG45-like domain containing protein. The transcript is spliced from 3 exons. Bases 66 to 473 code for a protein of 135 amino acids. The record is from RefSeq and is a predicted model, not a curated record. NCBI's taxonomy places the organism in Eukaryota, Viridiplantae, Streptophyta, Magnoliopsida, Poales, Bromeliaceae.
AUGUUCGGAGUAUAAAUUAGAGUCUACGCACUCUAAGGAAAGCAUGAGCACCUAUAGUUGAGCAGAUGGAAAGAAGUCUACUAACACUAGCAGCAACACUUGUUACUCUAUUCUACAAGACCAUUUGUGUAGGCAGAGUCGUCGCGGAUGUAGGAACUGCUACUUCAUACGACCCUCCGUAUCUUCCAACAAGAUGCCCGGGAUACGACCAGGAUCAACUGCCGGGAAGCGGCCUAUUCGUGGCUGCAGGUCACGGGAUAUGGGACAACGGCGCAGCGUGUGGGAGAAAGUAUCAGCUCCGUUGCCUGAGUGGCCUCAGGCGGCCGUGCAAGGACGGUUCGAUCGUAGUCGAAGUCGUCGACCUCUGCAGGACGAAUUCAUGCACCUCGACUCUCGUCUUGUCCGACGAGGCUUUCAGUGCACUCUCCAAGAUACCCAACACCAAGAUCAACAUAGAAUAUCGACAGUUAUGAAGCUAGCGGAGGGAGUUUACAUGAAAUUAAUGCAGAUCAAUCACGAUGAAUAGACGCACUCCCUGUAAAAAAGUUAAAGUUACCAAAGUAUAUAGCGUCGUUUAAAAUUGUAACUCUUUACCGACAAGAAAAGGGAAAAAUGAUAUCACGAAAGAAACG